Xiphias gladius (swordfish) is the source of this 3339-nucleotide messenger RNA. RefSeq names its product Copper-only SOD repeat protein (gene cusr). The transcript has 10 exons. Gene Ontology annotation, molecular function: metal ion binding. NCBI's taxonomy places the organism in Eukaryota, Metazoa, Chordata, Actinopteri, Istiophoriformes, Xiphiidae. The record is from RefSeq and is a predicted model, not a curated record. The coding region runs from base 12 to 2966 and encodes 984 amino acids. Gene Ontology annotation, biological process: superoxide metabolic process.
GGUCCCGCUCAAUGAAAGUCGAGGCGCAUUUUGUCGCAAAUCCCUCGCUUCAAAAUUCCAUUUCCUGUGCUGAGUUUGUGGCGCCUCUGAACAUGGGAGGAGUCACAGGGCAGGUGCAGUUUGACUCCUCCUCACUGACAGCCAUUGUCACUGUGUCUGGCACUGGAUCCUGUGGUCCACUUAACUUUUCCCUUAGUGAGUUCCCCGUCAUGUAUGGCCAUUAUGCUCAACCUUGUUCAGAAGCAAAUAUUGGCUCCAGCGUUUUUGCCUUCACGGCUGAUCCUGCCUCAAACUCCACCACUGAUGUGUCAAAGCUCUUUGAACAAAGUCCAAACCUGGAUGACUACUCCCUGACUUUGCAGACAUGUAAUGGCACUAAAGUGUGCACAGUUGUAAGUCGAGGUCAAACACUCUUGACUCGUCAGGUCAGGUUCACCGGACCUAUCGCUGGUAACGUUUACAUCCGCCUCAACACAGGAGAGAGUAAUCCCAGGCUUCUUGCAGACCUUGUUACAAUUGGUCAGGUUAAUGCCUCACAAACCAAUAUAACUCUCUUUGGAUCUACGAGCACCGCUGCAAGCUGUAAUGUUCUACUUGGAAGCUUAGACACUUCGGCUUUGACAAAUUUGGGUGUAGUGAAGGUUGGAACCCCUUCGCAACCUGAGAAGUCCCGUCUGAACCAGACCAGCUUCAGCAUCAGCACUGGCUUUCUUCUCUUCCGGAUGGGGUCAAGUUACAAGUGUGCUCAGAUUUAUAAUGUCCCAGGGAAACAGGUGACUGCUGUUGUUAAUAUGAGAGGGAUCAAAGGAUAUUUCAGCUUCCGUCAGGCUUCCCCGUUUGAUGUCACAGAGUUGAGGGUGAAUCUAACUAACUUACAGAGCAGAGUUGGCCCUUACCAUGUCCACCAUUUUCCUGUCCCUUCAGUCCGGUCUCCUUCAUCAAGCCUGUGUUCAAAUGACAAUGUGGGUGGCCACUGGAACCCAUUCAAAGUCAACACCAGUGACCCAACGUACCCGAAAGUCCCUGGUUCAACACAUGACAGGUAUGAGAUCGGUGACCUAAGCGCCAAGCAUAUGUCCCUCGCAGGUAAAAAUGAGGUGGAUAUAGUGUUCAAGGACUUCAACCUCCCUCUGUUUGGACAGAACAGUAUCGUAGGUCGCUCGGUUGUGAUUCACCAAACAGACAGUGCCAGGUAUGUUUGCGCGAGCAUCAGCUAUCCAGGUGAAAUGAUCGUUGCCAAAGCCAGAUUUCAGAGCCCUGUGGUUGGUGAGAUCUGGUUCACCCAGCUGAAAAACAACCCUUUGUCUGACGUAUCCAUCUUCAUGGAUUUGUCUUAUGGAAAUCCCACAAUGACAACAACCAGAAAUCACAACUGGCAUGUUCACACCUACCCCAUCAGCUCAGAGAGGGAUGAUGAUAAAAGGCGCUGCAGCACGACAGGUGGACACUGGAACCCCUUUAACAUCAACACAGGAGACAGCAGCUAUGCCCUCCAGUGUGCCCCAUCCAGUCCCUUAUCCUGUGAAGUGGGAGACCUGUCCAGGAAACACAGCACCAUCAACCUCGGCACCAGAUUGGGCGCAGUAGAAGCAAAAAACUUCUUCACUGAUGUCACUUCCUGGCUGCCUGUGUCAGGCAUUACUGGUCGUUCUGUGGUCAUCCAUCAAGCAGAAAGAGGGGGGCCAAGGAUUGCUUGUGCCAACAUUACAAUGGUGCGGGUCCCAAAAGCUAGCUUAGGUAGCUGGUUUGGCCCUGGGAUUUCCAGCGGCCAGAUGUGGUUCUCCCAGGCUGUCCCACAAGGCCCCACAACUAUAAACAUAUCCUUGAUGAACCUGAACUCCUUAGCUGGGGGUUACCAUGUUCACAUACUGCCCAUCAAACGGGGCAGUGUAGAUCCCUGCUCAAACGCAAACAUCAUGGGCCACUUCAACCCAUUAGCCUGGAACGUAUCUAACUCUCCCACACCGGGAGCUGGCACUGUGGACCAGUAUGAGAUUGGAGACAUCAGUGGGAAGUUUGGAAUGCUGAAUGGCCUCAACAAAUCUGAGGCUCUGUACAUGGACCCUAAUAUGCCAUUAACUGGACCCUACAACAUAGUGGGAAGGUCACUGGUUGUUCACUACGCCAAUGGAUCAAGAAUGAGGUGUGCUGACAUCUCAGCUGACAGAGAUGCAGAUGGACAAUGGGCUAUUGCGAAGGCUGUUUUCAAUGGUACAGUGACUGGGACAAUCCGACUGCACCAGCAGAUGUUUCCUGAUGGGAGUAGCAGUGAUAUCACACUGGAGGUGGCACUUCAAUCAUCAGCAAAACAAAAUACAACUGUGGCAUCCUUGUUCAUCACACACAACCGUGUGGACGCCAGCAACCGCCAGUGCAACGUUGUAGGAGACACGUACAAUCCCUUCAACAUGACAUCAAUGAACGCCAGGUGUUCAUUAGAAAACCCUCUGAACUGUGUGGUGGGGGAGAUAUCGGCAAGACAAGGCCCAGUCAGUCUGACUGAGGGUCAGCUUUACACUGACAGUAUCAUCCAGCUCUCUGGGGACAACACAGUGGUCCACAGAUCUCUAGUGCUGAAGAAUGGAGACAGCAUCAUUGCAUGUACAGACAUCCUCCCAGAAUCCCCUGCAGCGGAGCAGACCUUUCUCAGUGUGACUAACUUCAGCAGAUAUGACUUCCGUAGGAGGGUAGCAGAUGUCCUGCAGUUGGAAAUAGCAAGAGUCACCAUCCUGCCCAGCUCUCCCCUCUCUGCAGCAGGUGGAAGGUGCCAGCGAGUCAGCUUCAUGGUAUCUGGGGAUAUCAGCAAAGAACUUCUGAAAUCUGUCAAAACCAGUGAGAAGAUGGGCAUGUUCAGAGAGUCUGAUUCAUGUACAAGAAGUGCGGGUAUGCCGCUGGUGGCAGGAAGCUUUCUUCUUGGCUUGAUGUUUGCUGCUGCCUGCCUGCUGCCAUCUUCGUCUUUUUUAUAACUCAGAGAUUCAGACACGCCAUGCAUUGUCAGGGGGGAUACAUGGACCCUCAUACUGUAAAACUGUGACUAUGUGAUGUGAAAUAUGAAAUCUAGCCGAUCAAAUAAUGGUUUAAUUAUGGAUAUUAAUUAUCAAACAAAUAAUAACUGUCUCUUUGUACAAAUUUUGCAAUCAAAUAAGGAUCUUGCCAUUUUACAUUUAAUUUUUGUAAUAACCAUUCUAAGCAACAAGCUGUUCCUUAACUGUUCAGUGUAACUUUUAAAAAAGCUUCGGGUUUUUCACAACAGAUAUAGCUCAUAUUUUAUUGGAGUGGAGUAAAUGCAUUCUAAUUUCAGCUUUCCAGACUUUUUCUUUAUGUAUGCACUAUCCAUAA